Molecule: messenger RNA, 6002 nt
Organism: Anas platyrhynchos (mallard)
Lineage: Eukaryota; Metazoa; Chordata; Aves; Anseriformes; Anatidae
Source: RefSeq, a predicted model, not a curated record
UGACUUGAACUGGGCAGGAUAUUCCAUUUGGAAGCUUGCAAGCCAGAGGCACAGGGCUGUGAGGGAUUACGGAGGGCAAGAACGCCACCCGCAGAGUCUGGAGAGAGCUGCUGCUGGCAGCGUGCUGGGGACACUUGGGAUGCGUUCAGAUGGUAGCACGGCAGCAGCCUGUUGUUGUCUCCUUUCCAGUACUUACACUGCAAACUGCAACCUGUGAGAGAAAGGUGGAUUUUUCAAGGGCCUUAGAGUGAGGAAAAAGGUCCCAUACAGGGGAAAAGCCAUAUAUUUGUGAAGACUGCGGGGCUUGCUUUGCUGAUAAAGGGAAACUCACUGGCCACAAAAGGACACAUACAGGAGAGCGCCUCUUCAAAUGCGACGUGUGCGGAAAGCACUUUGCCACCAAUGAAUACCUAAAAUGCCAUAAACGAUGCCACAUGGGUGUGAAGCCAUACAAGUGUGAGGUUUGUGGGAAGACCGUUUGGCUUGCGAGCCUCGCUGGCUCAGCACAGCAACGUCCAUGCAGAGACCCGCCCGUACUUCUGUGAGCAGUGUGGGAAGACCUUCACCCAGCAGGGCGCCCUGCGGCGCCACCAGCGCAUCCACACCGGGGAGAAGCCGUACAAGUGCCGGGCGUGCGAGAGAGCCUUCACCGACAUGUCCACGCUGCGCAGACACGUGGCGGUGCACGGCGGCGCGGCCCCGUGGCGCAGUUUCCUGGCGGGCCCCGCGGAGCGCCGCGCGCACAACUGGGCGCGCAUCCGCCCGCUGCACGAGCCCGCCCGCGCAUGACAACGGGGCGCGAGCGCGCGCGCUUCCGGCCGCCGCCCGCGCCUCAGGAACGGCCCGGGAGCCGCUGGGACGGAGCGGAGCGGGACCGGCACCGCCACCGCCACCGCCCCGUGCACAGCCUUUUGCAGGGAGCAGCAAGAUGGAAAGCAACGCGGUUCUCCUGGAGUCCAAGUCAUCCCCCAUCAACCUGCUGAAUGAGAUGCAUCAGCUGCGCCUCCUGGGCCACCUCUGUGAUGUGACGGUCAGCGUGGAGUACCAGGGCGUCAGGGCAGAGUUCGUGGCUCACAAGGCUGUGCUGGCAGCAACCAGUAAGUUCUUCAAGGAAGUGUUCCUUAACGAGAAGAGCGUGGACGGCCCGAGAACCAAUGUCUUCUUGAAUGAGGUGCAGGUUGCUGACUUUGCCUCGUUUCUGGAGUUUGUCUACACUGCUAAGGUAGAGGUAGAAGAGGACAGAGUGCAGCGGAUGCUCGAGAUAGCCGAAAAGCUGAAGUGCUUGGACCUCUCAGAAACCUGCUUCCAACUGAAGAAGCAGAUGCUUGAGUCGGUGCUUUUGGAGCUGCAAAACUUCUCUGAAUCACAGAACUCGGAGGAAGAGAGUACAGCCCAGCUGAGUGUUUUGCAGGAGUCCAAAGCAGCUGCUGUGGCAGAAGCUGUCCGGGCCGACCAUCCUCUGGAUCCUCCGGAUUCCCCAGCAGACAGGCCCAGAAAUGGAGUGCUCCCUGAGGUGUCGGCUGCCAAAUCCAAGGAGAAAAUGGACAAAAAGAAGGAAAUGAUGAAGCCCCCAUAUGCCAAAAUCAGGAGGGCGAGCGGGAGGCUGGCUGGGAGGAAAGUAUUUGUGGAAAUUCCAAAGAAGAAGUACACGAGGCGGCUGAGGGAGCAGCAGAAGAAUGCCGAGGGUGCUGCAGAAGAGGACAGCUACCCACAGGACCCGGAGGUGUGUGACAGGGAGAGGGAGGAGGAGCAGGCGCAGAACGCCAUCAAACCCGAAAGUGAAGAAUGCGAUGGCAACUUCGAAUCGGAGGAAAGCCUGAACAAAUCCGAAGAGGAUAAGAAGAAACGAGGCAGUAACUUCAAGUGCAGCACGUGUGAGAAGGAAUUCCUGUACGAGAAGAGCUUCCUCAAGCACAUCAAACACAGCCACGGCAUCGCAGCCGAAAUUAUUUAUCGGUGUGACACCUGCAGUCAGACCUUUGCCAACCGGUGCAACCUAAAAAGCCAUCAGCGCCAUGUCCACAGCAGCGAGCGCCACUUCCCUUGUGAGCUCUGCGGUAAGAAGUUCAAGAGGAAGAAGGACGUCAAGAGGCACAUUCUCCAGGUUCAUGAGGGUGGUGGGGAGCGUCAUCAGUGCCAGCAGUGUGGAAAGGGGUUGAGCUCCAAAACUGCCUUGAGGCUCCAUGAAAGGACGCAUACAGGCGACAAGCCUUAUGGGUGCACAGAGUGUGAGGCUAAAUUUUCUCAGCCUUCAGCACUUAAAACACACAUGAGAAUCCAUACUGGUGAAAAACCUUUUGUCUGUGAUGAGUGUGGUGCCAGGUUCACUCAGAAUCACAUGCUAAUAUAUCACAAACGAUGCCACACAGGAGAAAGGCCUUUUAUGUGCGAAACGUGUGGGAAGAGCUUUGCCUCCAAGGAGUACUUGAAGCACCAUAACAGAAUCCAUACUGGAUCCAAACCGUUUAAAUGUGAAGUCUGCUUCAGAACAUUUGCACAGAGGAACUCGCUUUACCAGCAUAUCAAGGUUCACACAGGCGAGCGGCCCUACUGCUGUGACCAGUGCGGGAAGCAGUUCACCCAGCUCAAUGCCUUGCAGCGGCACCACCGCAUACACACCGGGGAGAAGCCCUUCAUGUGCAACGCGUGUGGGCGAACCUUCACGGACAAGUCCACCCUCCGGCGGCACACAUCGAUACACGAUAAAAACACACCGUGGAAGUCCUUCCUCGUCAUUGUUGAAGGAGCAGCUAAGAACGAUGAAGGUCACAAAACAGAGCUCCCAGAUGAAGACUACGACGUGUCACCUAAAAUGCCAGAGAAGCUGCUGUCUUUCUCAGAAAAUGGCCACUAUCAGAGCUUGGCUGCUGUCCAGGGGAGCGUGACUGCACUGCAUGACAGCGGCUCUGCACCAGGGACAGACUGUAAGUCAGACGGGACUCCUGGCCCCCAGGAAGCCCUUACAGCUACCACCCUAAGUGAGCUGACAGUACUGCAUACGCAGACAGACUCUAUUCAGCCACAGCUUCAUGCUCUGGUGAAUAUAGAAUAAAUUGGUGUUACAGAUCCAGUUCAAGCUGCACGCUUUGUACAGUCCUUUGACUUUGCCAAUAACCUGCUGAGGAAGCUAGGAGAAGCUACAAAAAGGAAGCAGGACUAAACAUGAACGGCAUAUGCUGGAUUACCAGAAUUUCCUUUAAAAAAAUUAUUUACUUCAAUGUGUACAGCUCCAUCCCCUGAAGGUAGGGUAGAGUAACACCAAAUCCAGUUUGGUUUCAACUGGAUUAGGUUUGUUGGUGAAGGUACCUAUGUUCAGAUAGGCUGUAAGGAAGGUGCAAGUUUGAGUUGCAGCUGCUUUGAUCACACCUGUACAAUCAAGAGAAAUGAUGUGGUGUUUCUCAGCCUGGUAGCUAAGCGAUGCAAACUGCCUUUUCCCUAGUGGAAGUAAUGAUAUAAAUUAAGUUUUGCUAAAUCGCAUUUCAGGAAAUGUUGGUUUCUCUUUGCUUUCUCCAAAGAGCUAAGCAGUAAGCCAGCUCACUCCUUGGGACUCUGAGUGGGAGCAAGCUUUGGAAAGAUCUGGAGUUCCAGAAGUCACGAUUCUCUAGUUGCAAAAUAGGCAAGUGGAAGCCCAGUGCUUUGUCGUACAGGUGGUGGUAUUAUUUUUACUUUACUGUGAGACUCAGUGCAGUUUGACACUUGUAUUCAGCCAGACAGUCUUUAUCUUCCAGCUGCUCCAGCUUACAUAAAACUUGGCAAUUAAGAGAACAAAUUCUCUGUUGUAAAAACAUUUAUAAAAAUGGUACUUGAUCUCUACUGGAAAAGCCAGCGUAACAAAACCCCUUGUAGAAAGGCAGCUUACUGGCUUCUUCCUGUUGAGUUGUACCUAAGCUCUUUGAUGCUGGUCCAGUUAUGUCAGCAAUGCUCUUUUCUCCACCAUCACUUAAGCAUCGCUGUUGUGCAGAACUGCAGACCUCCUUGUAAAUUAAGUGAAAUUCUGGUGGGAAAAGUUAAUUGCUGUUUGCUGACAAGUUGCUACAGCUAAUUCCACUAGUACAAGUCUCCUGAGGUAAAUUCAGUUGCAAAUGGGAGGGAGCCAGUGUUCCUAUGACAAAUGGCAUUAACACAUGCAAAUAAGUGAACUAUGUUCAAGGCAGUUAGGCCUCGAUUUCCCAGGUUCCAAACACCGUGUUUGUAAGAUUAUGUGGGAAUCUGAAGUGCAGUUUUAGGCUGAUAUUUGUUUAACUUGUCCAAAGUUAGCUAUUAAGGGGCAGACAUUAAAAACAUAGGUGAUAAAUGAAGUUGCAGCUCAAAGGGCUUUUCCUAAUCACUAAAAUUCAGCAGCAAUUUCUAGAGCCGUGACAAGGUGCCUAAUAAGGAACAUGACACAGUGAGCACAGGGGCUGAGGGUUACAAAUAUGCUUUCUGUUCAACCCACAUGCUUAAAACCUCUGCUUCCCCUAGUCUGCUCUGACAUCUGCUGUGUUUGUAUUCCUCCACCACCACCAGUCACUGUGAGAAUCGUGCUUCAGUUUGAGCAUGUCUUACCAAGACAGCGAGAUCUUUCCUUCAGUAUCUCCUCCUCUUCCCCAAGGAGUUCAGCCCUGGGCUCGCUCCCAUCAUGUCCAAUAGCUGGGAAAAACAGAGAGUUUCUGUCCAGGGUAAGCAUGUUCUGUGUUUCCAGAUGCAUGGAUGUCUGUGCUAACACAGAAGCUGAACGGAAAUUAAAGUUAAUUUGUCUGACCUCAGAUUAACCUCACUGGAGUACUCUAGAAGGGGGGGGGUAUUUUCCAGGUUCAGGGAUGGAAAUUUGGAAAAAGGUGGCACUAAGAAGCAUUUCACUGGGAUGAUUCUGGUUUUUGGAAGAAGCUGUGAAUCAAAGGCAAUUUGCUGGUAUGGUUAACUCUUUCAACUCAGAACCAGAUUCCCAGUGCCCCCCAUGUUAAAAAUCUGGAGCAUCUGGAGCUCUCCUGAUUCAUUUUUCUGGUUUGCUAUCCUGUUUCUCUUUAUUUUAAUAUCAGUAUAGUAUUUCCACAGAUGCUUUCUCAUCUGAAGCUGUGAGAAAAACUUUCUGAAAGAUUACAUUAGUGUAAAGGUAAAGCACAAUCAAGCCUUAUUAGGGCUCAUUUUAAGGCUUAGGGGUUGGCAAAGCAAUACAGAUAUCCAAACUGUGGCAGAGAGCUAUUUUUGAACCCUAAAGGGAUGUCUGAUGUGUUUCCAUAGAAUCCUAACUUAAUCUAUAGAAAGGGAUUUCUUUUUUAAGAGAAUGUUUCCAAGAGGUUAUAUUUGAAAUAUUUAUUCAAGCACGAUGUCCUAUUGAAGCUCAGUAUUCCCAGUGACCAAUGUAAAAGUUUGUAGAUAUAUUUAAAGUCUGAGCAUUAGUCUCUGUAGCCAGGGAAGCUUUUGUACUCCAUGAAUGUACAGAAGUGAGUUACUUGUAUGAAUUGUUCUUAUUAAAAUGUUGAAAUCUUAACACUGACCUUCCGCUGACUUGGUUGCUAUAUAAAAUGUUUCUGCACCUCGCACACAAUGCGUAGAUCUCUGUCGCUGUAAGCAUCGUGCAGCCGCCUGCACUGCCACUGGUGGGGUCAGACAGAACCUGGCUCUGCUGCAGGCACUGGGUGCUGCUCUUCUUCCUCCAGCCCGUCACCCUGCACGAGAUGCCCCCUGCUUCAGAGCAGCACCUGGGCUACACCUUACCUCACUGUGCCCCGGGCUGCGUGUCCUGGACCUUAACUUGAGCUAAGCCUUAGGAUAGGAUCCUGAAAAAAUAGUGUGACACUUUGGGACAUUGCCUAUUUGCUGCAAGUGAUGUACAACAAGUGACUAAGGGGUGUGACAAGCUCACACACUUGCCUGUGAGCAUCCACCUUUAUCAUCAAACAAAACAAAGAGCAGCACUGCACAUGUUGGCUUUCAUCAUCACACCCUACCUACCGUGUUACCGCAGGCUGUAGCUUUAUAGCUUGCCUUCUGCAUUUUCCAGUAAAGGACAUUUGUUGCUA